UAUAUUUCAUAACUAGGCAGUGCAGUCGUAAAGUGUAGCUUGGAGUAAGAAAAUAUACACCGAAAAAGAUUUUAAAGGCAACCAUGGAAAGUCAAAAGGUUUCUGAGAACAAAGACGACAUGAUAGCGUCUUACAAAGAGCUUCUUAAUGCUGAAUUAUCAAGACCACCAACUUUAAAACCUGUACUUGCCGAAUCUGUUGCAAACAUUAUGGACAGACGCUAUACUGAAAAUCUUGACAAAGCGCUUAAAAGCCUGGAACAAAGUCAAACUUUGGUAAAUAAAGCGAUGGAUCAAAAUGAACGACUAAUCAAUGCACUUUUGCUGAAAUCUGCUGAUGGUAAACAAAGCCAAUUUAGUAAAGAGGAUACUACCGAUGAAAAGAGCACGAAGAACUAUCCUGAAAGUAGUGAAAAACGCAGGAUAAGUUCCUUGCAAUCAAUUUCUGGUGAUAGGGGUUCUAAUGAAGUUCAAGAAUCAAAUACAACUGUUGAUGUCAUGUCCUCACCCGAAGUUGAGAAAGAUAAGUUUGAACUUAUAUGGCGUGACUUAGCUGGUAAAGAAAUAGAUGAAGGAAGAAAAGCUGGAUAUGGAAAAAGAACUGGAACACAUGCCGUCCUAUGCAUUGACACGUCUGGAAGCAUGAAUGAUGGAAAUGCCUGGUCCCAUGUGAAGCAGUUUUAUGAGGAAUAUUUAGACGGUAUUGAACAACUAAAGGAUCAUGAUGCCUACCAUGACAACAUUGCUGUGGUUACAUUUGGUCAAGAAACGAAAGUCCGGCAAAGACUUACAAAAGAUUUAAAAAAUCUAAGGGGUUUGUUGGAUAAUAUAACGCCAUCUGGACCAAGUCCUUUCUUUGGAGGGUUAAUUAUGGCAGGCGCCGCAGCAAAGACAUCAAAUUAUUCCUUUGCAUUGGUGAAUGAUCUUUUUGUUCCGCCUAAGUUGAUUCUGGUGUCUGAUGGUAGACCUACAGAGUUAGGUUUACAAGAUGGCCCUGAUGUUGCUGAUCCACAGCAGAUUGAACGGACUAAAGCUACCAUAUUAAAAGAAGCUGAAAAGUUGAAAUUAGACCAAAUAGAUGUACAUUGCAUUUCCGUUGGCAAAAAUGCUGAUCGUGAUUUUCUAAGUGUAAUACAAAGCGAAAGUGUUAAAGAAUUGAUGUAUUACACAGAUGGGGAACGGAUGGCAUUCUACACUGUCAUAAAAUGCAUGAAAGAAGGUAAUCAGAAAUAUGUACGUUGUGAUUCGCCUGACAUUGACAGCUUGGAUGUAAAAGGGGCAACAAUAACAAUGGCAGGCGACCGUCCUAUAAAUGUAUAUAAAGAAAUAAUAGAUGGGAAAUAUCCAACAAUAGGAACACGGGUUGAAAAAGGGGAUGAUUGGAUAUGGGGAAAUCAAAACAACGGUGAAAACGGGACAAUUAUAGGCCAUGCCACUGACACGGACGACGAACAAUGUUGGGUUCAAGUAGAAUGGGACGAUCAAAGUUCUCCAAAAAAGGGAAUACAAAAUGUUUACCGAUACAAAAUGGAUUAUACCAUGGCGGAAGAUGUACGCGAGGCGGAAAUGAAAGAUCGGAUACCUCCAAAGGGAACAGUUUUAGCCGUUGGUUGCAGAGUGAUACAAGGUAAAGGGUUUACUGGAGAUAAGACUAACAUGGAGGGGACAGUGAUAAGGUUCCAUAGAAGUCUCGUGGAGGUUCGAUGGGAUGACGGAACCAGAGACAAAUAUCGUUUUGGUGACAUUUCAUCAGAGGUCGUACCUAAGAUGGAUCCAGGGAGGAAAGUACGUCGAAAAAGCAUUACAAGUAAUCUAACAUUCCGCCGUAUUCCCAAAUUGAAGAUGAACGAUAAGUUGGUAGGUCUGAUUGCAAGUGCAAUCGGGAACGAUUUGCAAUAUUUGGGCGAGGAAUUUGCUGUCAAAAGUGCGCUUAUUACUGAUAUACAUGUAGCAGAAGAAAAUCAAGAUGAAAUUAUCAAGCAGAAAACUGCGAUGUUAAACGACUGGAUAAAAAAAGAUAUGAACCGUACAUUAGACGUACUUGUAAAAGUCAUUCUUGCAAGUGGUGUUACAUUCGAUUUUGAUGAACUGGGAAGAAUUGUUGAAGCUGCCAAAAAAGGAAAAGAAAUUUGACUCUCUCCAUUACGUUCAGUACUUCUUUUCACUUUCUUUUCACUUUCGUACUUUCCACUAAACAGAACUAAAAGUAAUGUCAUAUAAAUGUAUUUUAUGCAUCGAAAUAAAAUGUGUGGACUUCUUAAAUUUACAGCAGAGUUUGAUAAGUUUAACCAGUUUAGACAGAUCCAACCUUAUCGGUAAUCGUUAGUUAUCAAAAUUACUGAACGUUUUAGUUUAUUUUCUCAUAUUAUAACUUUAUAUGUUACAGGUUAUAACUCUUACCUAAUGUAAUAUGACAUCACAUUUCUAGAUUUGUUUGAGACUAUUCAUAUACUAUUUACUGACUGUCAAACAAUGGUAACUAGGUUUCAUCAGAAAAUGUAGACAAAAUUAAAAAAAAGUAUGAUAUUACUCAAAAUGUAACAAAAACUUGUAACUUGUAAUAUACAUUUUUUUUUGAAAAAAUAAAUAUACCUGGUGCAUGAGAUAGAUAAUUGUAAUGAAAGUAUAUCAUAUAAAUCACGGCGCAUGUAUCCUAUAAUCCCAUUUGAGGAAAUCAAUAAUGCCUAUGCAGCAUGACGUCUUUUCCGUUAUUCAAACGUUGUGUAAAACACGCUUAUGUUAGGGUUACACUAUAUCUUCGUCUAUUAAAAAAAACUUAUUUUUUUACUUUAAGGGUAUGCCAUAAAUAGAAUAUUACUUACGUGCGGUUGCAUUACUGAUUUUAUGGAACUCGUUGAAUAAUACAAAAUAUUUUAUUCAAAUUAUUAUUAAAUUGAUUCAGGAUUUAACCUUCACUUAUUCAACAUUCUCUAUGUAUUGUUGGGACGAUUUUAGUAAUGAUACUUACAUAUUUUCAAUCUUGAGUCGGUUUUUUUUAGUCAUUUCACUCAAGUUAAUAAAAUGAAUAUUCUGUAUGUUUUUCAAAGAUUUCUUUAAAGUGGUGAAUUAUCUAUUUUUUCUAUUUAUAUUAUUCAGAAUAGUGUAUUCGUGUUAAAAUAUAUUCAUUUCGUUGUUAAUCUAACUAUUAACAUCUUUUCCACAUUGAAAUGUAUUCAUUUUAGUUUGAAUUAUUAUUUGUAGUUAAAGCUGGAGGAUAACAUAUUUUGUUAUAUUAUUAUUCUUCUUAUAACUUUGAAUAGUGCAUUCUCGUUGGAAACUUCAUCUCCAUUACAUUGUAAUUCUUACAUUUUAUUCAUGUUUUUACACUCUUUUGCUCUUGAUAUUUGAUUUUAUUUCUUCCAAAUUGGAAAUUGUUGAUUCUAUUUUAUAAUGUCAAUAUUAGUUCUUAGCUUUAAUACCGGAAAAUUUAUUUAAAUUUCACCGAGCUCCAAUCUAUAUUCAUUAUUUUCGGCAACGUUAAAUCAUGUUUUCGUAAGGAAAAUUACAUUUUUUUAUUGCAUGUAUGAACGAUUUUAGAUGGUAAGAAACUAAGAUUCCAGAUUAUAUAAUAAAAAAAAUGAAAUUUCAUGGUAAUAGUAAAUACUGAUCUGGUAAGGUUUAGUGUGUUAAAUCGUUUAUUCAUUAUAACAUCUUCAUUCAACCGAAAAAAAAAACGCGUUUUCCUUUUCAUAAUCCAUUUCAUUAAAUACUCGUAUGUUGUCUGACAAAGCUCUCAUCUUUUGCUUAAUUUUCUAAUCGGUAUACUGGUCAUUAUAUUUAAUGUUAUUUAUUACUUCCACAAAUGUCGACAAAUAUCAAAACCAUGGCAGUUUAUUCGUUUUGCAAUGUGUUUUAUUCGAUCCCAAAUACCGUGCUUCCCGGAUCACGUACCCCUAUAUUCCCUUUUGCCAUCAUGUGGUACUAAAACUAACCCGGAUGAAAUAAUUCUGUACUAUUAAAGAAAGUAUAUCCUGGUGAUUUUUAUGGAGCAAAAAUGUUAAAAUAUGAACGUUUUUAAUGUGACAUUUUGAUUUCUUGCAACUUAUUUAAAAGAGAUAUUUUGAAAUAUAACGGUAGAUUCUCUGUCUUCAAUUAAUUAAAGGAAUGCCGCUUUAUGGACAGUCAAAGGUUGAAACAUUGGUUUAUAAUUAAUUGGAUACAAAUUAAAGUAAAAGUUAUUUUAGUGUAAUUAUUAAGCAGACAUUUGCAUGUAAUUCAAAUACAUAUUAUGCUCAAAUUUAAUAUUAGGAAAUACUGAUACUUGCAACAAAGUCUGUUUGUAAAUAUGAAAUAAACAUGUUUUGACUCAACACAAAUGAGAUAUGUGACAUUUAAAAUUGUACACACUAAAGGUGGUCACAAUAUGAUUAUAUAGUGUCAUUAAAAAACUGGCAUUUUCUAUGUAAAGGCUUACUUAACUUGACCUGAAAUAGGGCACGCAGCUGUCCAUAGAUGAUUUAUGUUAACAAAAAUAGACAUAUUAAGUAAGAAUUUCACAGAGUUCAAUAAUUUUCGGUGAGCAAAAUAUUUUACUCAAGCAUGGGGAUAGCAUAUCUUUAAUGUAUAGUCACAGGAAAAUGAAAAAAGGAAUUUUAUUACAUAUCUAUCUUAUGCAGCACUGAACAUUAUAGAGGAAUAAUAUAGUUUUUGUUGUUUUUGUUUUGUUUUUUAUCACAUCACAAAGAUUUUUCGAAAUGUGUAUUAAAAUGUUAUUAAUAAAUUGCCUUAUUGCUACUAAUGAAGUUAAUCAGAAUAAAUGUAUGUUCUACUUUCA
Messenger RNA from Ruditapes philippinarum (Manila clam), 4773 nucleotides. RefSeq lists its product as uncharacterized. Lineage: Eukaryota; Metazoa; Mollusca; Bivalvia; Venerida; Veneridae. The transcript has 16 exons. The record is from RefSeq and is a predicted model, not a curated record. Bases 84 to 2132 code for a protein of 682 amino acids. Gene Ontology annotation, biological process: signal transduction. Gene Ontology annotation, molecular function: ubiquitin-protein transferase activity; protein binding; metal ion binding.